CGGGGCUUAGAGCCUGGAGGGGCGGGGCCCUGGCGCCGGCUGCGUUGUCAUGGAGCUGCGGGGCCGGGCUCGCGCAUGCGCCGCGGGGCUCGCGGGUCCGGCUGCUGGAGCGGCGAUUCCGGCCCUAGGGCAGGCCCAGUGCGAAGGGGACUCAUGAGUCUGCGUGCAGCCCAGUAACAUGGAGAGGAGACCUCCCCCCAGAGAGAGCCCCCGAAGACUCUCGGCCAAACUCAGCAAAGGCACCGAGAUGAAAAAAGGCGCACGCCAGCUCGGCGGGGCCGCGGCUGAGUCAGAUAAGGACUCGGGAUUUUCAGAUGGGAGCUCAGAAUGCCUGAGCUCGGCCGAGCAGAUGGAGUCCGAGGACAUGCUGAGCGCCUUCGGCUGGAGCCGAGAAGACCGGCCACGGCCCAACUCCAAGGCUGCCGGCAGUGUCUUCCCGACGCUGUCACCCAUGGUCGUCAUGAAGAAUGUGCUGGUCAAACAGGGCAGCAGCUCCUCACACCUCCAGUCCUGGACUGUCCAGCCUUCCUUCGAAGUCAUCUCGGCCCAGCCGCAGCUCCUCCUCCUUCACCCUCCUGUCCCGUCUCCCGUCAGCCCGUGCCACGCGGAGGAGAAAAAGCUGGACUCCAGGAACUACUUGCCCAUUCUCAAUUCCUACGCCAAAAUCGCCCCGCACCCGGGUAAGAGGGGCCUUCCGCUGGGCCCCGAAGAGAGAGGAGACCGUGGGGUGCAGAAGAAGCUCUGCACGGAGAGACUGGGGGCGCAGGGCUCGUCUCCCAGCGAGCCCAGCAAGACUGGUGCUGUGCCCUCCAAGGCCCCGACUCCGGCCACCCCUGGCGCCAAGCUCGCCGAGGACCCCGCGCCGCAGGGCGUGCCCGCCCCGGUGGCAGGCGGGAGUCCCCAGACUCUGCAGCCCGUGUCCAGCAGCCACGUGGCCAAAGCCCCCAGCCUGACCUUCGCCUCCCCCGCCAGCCCCGUAUGCGCGGCCGACAGCACGCUGCAUGGGCGCGAGAGCAGCUCGCCGCUAUCCCCGCUCUCGGCCGCCUACAGCUCCCCGCUCUGGGCCACCGAGCACCUGUGCCGCAGUCCCGACAGCUUCGCCGAGCAGAGGCAGAGCCGGCACCGGCGCUUCCAGAACACCCUGGUGGUGCUGCACAGGUCCGGGCUGCUGGAGAUCACGCUCAAGACCAAGGAGCUGAUCCGGCAGAACCAGGCGACACAGGUGGAACUGGAGCAGCUGAAGGAGCAGACCCAGCUGUUUCUCGAGGCAGCCAAGAGCAGGGCCCCCCAGGCCUGGGCCAAGCUGCAGGCGUCCCUGAUGGCGGGCCCCGGCCGCGGCGGCGGCGGCUUGGAUGCCUUCUCCAACCACCCAGACCUGUGACGGUCGGAGCCCAGGCUGCUCUCCACCCACUUGACGGUUCUCGCGAACCCCGACUGUUCUCUCGCUCCCGUUUCCCAGGGCUGCUCCUCCCUACCUGACCGGGGUCAGUGCGCUGCUCAGUGUUGACCUGUGGUCUCUGCACAGCUCACGGGUGUCACCGUUCCGCUGAGGCCCACAGCGUCCCCGUGUCUUCACUUCCUUCCCCUCAGCCCGCGGGUCCCCGGGGCGGAUCGCAGGCCAGAGCAGCAGAGGAGGCCGUGUUGGACUCUUCUUGCUGUCCCCUCCCCCUGCUCCACUCACUCACCCAAGGACAGUGACAGCCAGGAGCGUCCAGGGUGACACCUGGACACCGGGCAUCUUCAGAAAAGUAAGAGGAGGUGUGUUAGCAUGUGCCACCCCUUCAUGGGUGGACCCUCCAAUGCUUUGAGCACAGGUAGGGAUCAAGCACUUAAUCACUUAAAGCUUUUUUUUUGUAAACUUGAAAGUCCAAGGGCUAGGGCAGUGCCAUUCCACCAUCCCGGUCCCCUUCACUCCCGCGGGAAGGCAUGGCCGCUGCGUAAGGAAUGCAGGCGGAUUGAUCCUGUGGGAUUCAAGCUGCUUGGACUCAGAGAAAAUAAGUAUGGGCAGCACCUAUGGGUAGGAGCUGGAAGAUUCUGGUGAUCCUUGCUUUUUGCUCUCAUUUUGAAGUGGUGUGUCCAGCGUUGUGUGUGAGAAUCUUUGUGUUCUGUUUUGUUUCGGGUUUUUGUUUGGGGGGUCACACCUGGCAGGGCUCAGAGGUCAUUUCUGGCUCUGCACUCGGGUCACUCCUGGUGGUCCUCAGGGGACCGUAUGGGAUGCUGGAGAUAGAGGCGCGUAAGGCAAACACCUUACUCCACUGUCUUAUCUCUCUGGCCCCAAGAAAGAGCACCUUAGGGAGCACGUCCCGGUUCUGAUAGUGCCGUCACCCUCCGCUGCCCCUGCUCACCUCCCCUUGUUUUUCUCAAAGAAGAAGCAACAAAUAAUUAGGCUUGGUAAACUCUGAAUCAAACUCAUCCUGAGACCAUGACAUAGAAGUCCCAAAGAAUUUGGAAAGCUUUCAUUUUCUUUUCACACCCGUUUUUUUGUUGAUCCCCCCUCAGGAACGGAACUCACUGGGAGGCCAUCUUCUGUGUUUCUAGGGGUCCUGGGACAUGGGCAACAAAGUGUGGGAAGAGAUGGCCCAGGUAAUACACCCUCUCUCAGCUUCAUUCUUUAAGAUGAACUGGGUUUUUGAGUAGUAAUGCUUCAGACUUUUUAUCAAAAAACUCCAUCCUUGGGGCAGGAGCGAUAGGACAGCAGGUAGGGCAUUUGCCUUACAUGUGGCUGACAUAGGUUCAAUCCCCGGCAUCCCAUAUGGUUCCCAGAGUACCACCAGGAGUCAUUCUUGAGUGUAGAGCCAGGAGUAACACCUGAACAUCGCCAGGUGUGAUCAAAACACACUCAGACACACACACAAAUUGCAUCCUCUUGAAAAUACAAAUUACGUUUAAGAAGAGAUUUUGUGUGACCAACUUCAUUCUUGCAAGGAAAAUUUUCUUCACUACAAGAAAAAGUUUUCCCACGGCCAGAAGCUAACGCUCUUUAAUUAGAGUUACUAGGCAUUUCAUAUUCUUGGGGCCAGAGCAGUAGUACAAGUAGCUAGGGGUCUUGUCUGGUUCUGCUGACCUGAGUUUGAUCACUGGCACACUGUAUGAUCCCCGGAGGCUGCCAGGGGUGAUCCCCAAGUACAGAGCCAGGAGUAAGCCGUGAGUGCCGCCAGACGUGACCCAGCCUCCCGCCUGCCAUCCCCACCCCAAGUUCUAACAUGCUUUUAAAACCGAGGCAGUGAAUUGCCUACAUUUUUGUUCUCAAACCUGCCUGAUUUAGAUAGGGAGGAUUUAUUUAGUCAUUUGGGAAAAUCUCUGGAGUCUCCCGGAUUAUCAUUUGGCAUUUGCUUUCUGAGUUUCAGAAAUCAGCAAAUGCAGACUUAAAGCAGACGCCACUCCUUUAAAUUGUUUUCUCUCGGCCCACAACUCCUGGAUCUGUGUGAUACUCCAGCCUCUCUGCCCCAUGCCCCCCUCUUGGACAUAGUAUGUCAGAGUAUGGUGGGUGCAGCCGGAAGAGCCCUACUCCAGACUCACCACACCUCAGAGCCCAGCAUUCUUGCUGAGAACCGCCUGAUCCUGCUGGAAACCCACUGUGCCCUCCUGGACCCCUCUUUGUGGAGGAGGGCUUGAGUGGCCUCUCCCGGGGAGUUAGAGGGAAGCACCUUCCAUCAGGCACCAGGCAAAAGCCGCAGCACGGCCGGGUGCCCCUGUUCUGCAAACCUGGUGUUGGCAGACUCUGAGGCCCUGGUGCAUAGGGGCACUCUCCCCCUUCCCCCCCAGGGACUCUGUAAGCAAGAGGCCACACAGGAAGCCGCGCCUGGAGAGAGAUGGCCUCUAAAGCGGCCAGCUCACAAGCAGAGGAGCCACAGUGUUGACCAGAAAGUUCCCCGUGGUGGCCACGGUCUCAGCGGUGCAUGAUUCAGUCUGGUGUGACGUCUGUGGCCACAAGCCUCUUUCCAGAACAGGAGAAGCCGUUUCUAACUCAAAGCGACCCUCCAGAGAACUUUUGGCAGGUCUUGCAGGCAACAUUGGAACACACCUAGGAAACGCUGCCAGCUAGUGAUGGGAAGGGGGCUAAUGACAUUUGUAAUUAAUCCCUCUCACGGCUCCUUAUUGAUUACAGUACUGUUCGAUUUGACUGAUUCUCUCAGUGGAACAGUAGCUCAUGUGCAUAUAUCAAAGUGUUUGGGUUUUGUUUUUUCCAGCUAUGAAUUCUUUAUGGUAGAGAUUUAUUUACCAAAUGUGAGUUCUUUUGAGGAAGUUUGAGGUUUUGUAGACACGGACUGUGAAAUGUCAGAGAAAAAUAAAGAAUCACUUACUUGACGACA
Molecule: messenger RNA, 4313 nt
Organism: Sorex fumeus (smoky shrew)
Lineage: Eukaryota; Metazoa; Chordata; Mammalia; Eulipotyphla; Soricidae
Gene: CIPC
Product: CLOCK interacting pacemaker
Exons: 4
Coding region: 179-1381 (400 amino acids)
Biological process (GO): negative regulation of DNA-templated transcription; negative regulation of circadian rhythm
Cellular component (GO): nucleus
Source: RefSeq, a predicted model, not a curated record